Molecule: messenger RNA, 2944 nt
Organism: Siniperca chuatsi (mandarin fish)
Lineage: Eukaryota; Metazoa; Chordata; Actinopteri; Centrarchiformes; Sinipercidae
Product: heparan sulfate glucosamine 3-O-sulfotransferase 6
Exons: 2
Coding region: 728-1822 (364 amino acids)
Molecular function (GO): [heparan sulfate]-glucosamine 3-sulfotransferase activity
Source: RefSeq, a predicted model, not a curated record
GCACAGAACGCUUCACAGUGGAUGUGGUGAUUUAAAGGGGAAAUGAGGGGAAAUUGCAUCCUCAGCCUGCAAUCAAAAACUAAUAUCCCCUCUUCAUCAUGUUCCAGAUAGUGCCCUCCUCUUCCAGUGCAUUAAAUACAAUUAAACUAACGACUAUAUUUCUUUAAAAUUGCUUUCAAAAUAAUAAAAUAAUGUGAUAUGAGGGUUUCUCCCUCUCUGUCAGCUGGGAGAGGGUGCAAUGCGCCUGUUAAUUCUUUUUCACUGUUGUUUUAGUGUCGCACGGGCUGGGGAUGGGAGAGAGCGUGUGUUUGAUGGACAGGGCGUGGAUUUGGCAGUCAGACGGGAAGGGGCGUUGAGGGUUUCCUAUAGAGCCACGGGAGCGCACAGAAGGCACGGAGCGCUGCGGGACAUACAUUCACAGUCACCUUUCAGCUGAGCCUCGCUGGGACUUUGCUCAAGUCAUCGAACAAAUCUACAAGUUGUCUUUGAUGCGUCCGACGAGCUGACGAAUCCCGAGAGAGGCAAAGGGCGAGUGAGAUAAACUGAGGAACAUGUGGUGGUUUUUGACGCGCGCAGGGCAAGUUUUACGCCACUUGCUGCUGUGGCACGAGAGCGGUGUUUUUUUUAAAGCGUUCUCAGUUUGAGUAACUUCUAAAAGUGAGUAGUAUGAAGUCCUUUGAUAGAGCAUGUUUCCUGCGUUGUGUCCUCAUGCUCAGGAUUGCGACUCAUGGGAUGUAGUAAAUGGAGAGCUGCGUUCAACUUUGGACACCUGAAGGUGCAGUCCAAGCUGUCCGUCUUCUUUACCAUGAUCAUUCUCUUCACUUACCUCUUCUACUGCCUCAACGGAUACUGUGACUCCCUGCCCAGGCCUGUCUAUGACCAACAAAGUCAUUUGCAAAACAAAGUUAUCUUAAACGAUGGACACGCAUCACCGCAGCAGCUCGGCGCGUAUAACGCGUCUCAGGUCUCGUUUGUCCGCGAACAGCUGUCGGACUUGUCGAACAGCGGCGCUCCAUCUAACAAUAUCUCUAUAGCCAAUAAUUUCGGCAGCAAAAAGUUUCCUCAGGCCAUCAUCAUAGGGGUGAAGAAAGGUGGCACCCGGGCUCUGCUGGAGUUCCUGCGCAUCCAUCCGGACGUGAGAGCCGUCGGCUCGGAGCCUCACUUCUUCGACCGCUUCUACGAAAAGGGGCUGGAAUGGUACAGGAACCUGAUGCCUCGUACUCUGGAGGGUCAGAUCACAAUGGAGAAAACCCCCAGUUACUUCAUCACCAAAGAAGCCCCUCGCCGUGUCUUCUCCAUGAGCCGCCACACCAAGCUCAUCGUGGUGGUGCGUGACCCUGUAACCAGGGCUGUUUCUGAUUACACCCAGACUCUGUCCAAAUCUCCCGGGCUUCCAACCUUCCAGAACCUGGCCUUCCGCAAUGCCACCACAGGCCUCAUCGACACAUCUUGGAGUGCUGUGCGCAUUGGCAUCUACGCCAAGCACCUAGAGAACUGGCUGCGCUUCUUCCCGCUCUCACGCCUCCUCUUUGUCAGCGGCGAACGCCUUGUGACGGACCCAGCAGGUGAGAUGGGCCGGGUCCAGGACUUCCUGGGACUCAAGCGCGUGGUGACAGACAAGCACUUCUAUUUCAACCAGACCAAAGGUUUCCCCUGCCUAAAGAAGCCUGAGGGGAGCAGCAGGCCGCGGUGCCUGGGGAAGUCAAAGGGAAGGCCCCAUCCCCAGAUCCCCUCUGAGGUCCUGCUUAGGCUCAGAGACUUCUACAGACCCUUCAAUCUCAAGUUUUACCAAAUGACUGGCCAAAAUUUUGGCUGGGACUGAACAACUACUCACCAGAGCUCUUAAAAACUGUUACUAGCAUUCUUGUUCAGCCAACUACCAAAACCAGGAUACCUUGAAGACAUUGUGUGUUACCAAAGCUUCUACUGUGCAAAAUAUGCCUUUCCUUAAUUUCCUAAGCUAUGAAAACUGGCUAUGAAAACUCCUGCCUUCCUCCAGCUUUACAACAGCCAUGCUAACAAGGUUAGUGAGAACUUCAAUCCCUUGAGCCACUUUAGUACGCAAUGCUACACACAAGCUUGGGAGAAGCGCUGGUUGUGGCUCAUACUGCAGCAGUGUGAUGGGUGCAAGCCACAUUGAAGCAUACUGCUUAUUUUCUUUAAAUUGGAACUUCUAGCACUUGGCACCCUGAGUGCCAGAAGUAUGCUAAGCUCUCAUUGCUGUCUGAAACACUUAACGGCACAACCUCUAUAUUGAAAAUAACCACAGAAAGAUGCCAACACUGCAAGGAGAUGUGCCUAAACCAAAUGGCGAAAGAGUUACAAGCCUUGACAGCCGGGCAACGCUACGAUAAACCAAAUGACAUAUUGGAGUUUUGAGACACAGGAGUUCUGCUAAAAAAAAAUGCCACAGACAGCGAGGAAAGAAGCAAAGGGUUUCAAAUUAUGCACAAUGGUACAAAAAUACAUGUACAUGUGUGUUGUUGAGACAUAAAUUAAUCAUUCAGAAUCACUUAAAUCCCAUCAUUUCACUAAAUGAUCUGACACGUUUAUACAGUUAUAGGAAGUUCUUUUUUCUUCAGUUUUUUCAAUGCAAGCUCCUUUUCUGGACUGUCUUUUAAUUUUAACACAGAAGAUACCUGGUACUGAUGCAAAAAGGUACCAGAAAUGUAAAACACAGUCCAAUAUGUGCUGUAAAUUUGCUGUUAUUUAUGUCGCCAAUACAGUGCUUGUAUAAAAUGUUCUUUACAGACAAACACUUGUAUCUGUGAUUGUUUUCUACUUCAUUUAAUCGACACACCUCCACAAACGGUACUUACAUGCAACUGUAUAUUUCUAAAAGUCUAAUUUAUAAGAUGACAAACUAUUGUUGAGAGAUGUUUUUUCUGAGACUUUUGUAUUUGAAAUUCUGCUGGAAAUUCUGACUAAAACUUUUAUUCUAAAA